UGCAGCAGUCAUACAUAUACCCUGUGGAUAUUACUUAAUUUAGCCAUGGCUUUGGAAGAUAUUUGUGGUUUCACAGACACCCCUGUGCAUGCCAAGUGGUUUCCUACCUCUCCUUUUGAAGAUUCAAUCUCAUCUAUUCAUUUAACAGACAAUUACACCUUUGGAUUGAGGAAACCAAAGAAAUCUGAGGGAAAUGGUGGGAUCCCGAUGGAUUUUUUUAUUCCAACUUUACCUAACUCUGCAUCUUUCAACCACAGGCCUUUACCUUCUCCACCAGCAAAAUAUUCAGCGAUGGUCCGUAGGCCUUUUCCACUGUCUCACGGAACAACUACCCUUGGAUUUGUCUUCCAAGGUGGGGUCAUCGCAGCUGCAGACACACGUGCCAGUGCUGGGGGGCUUGUUGCAUGCCCAGCUGUUCAUAAGAUAACUCCAAUUCAUUCCCAUUUAGUGGUCACCUCCUCUGGGAGUGGUGCAGACUGCAUGCUGUGGGAGAGAAUUCUGACCAGAGAGAUCAGACUCUACCAACUGCGGCACAGACGUCGCCUUUCAAUAUGUGGCACUGCUAAGCUCCUAUCUUUUAUGCUGCAUCCCUUUAAAGGAACUGAAGUGUGUGUUGCUCUUACACUGUGUGGCUGGGAUAAGGGAGUUACUGCAUCCACUAACAGUGGUCCAAAGUUAAUAUAUGUGUGCAGUGAUGGAGCCCGACUGCAGGGGGAUGUCUUUUCUGUGGGUUCAGGCUCUCCUUAUGCUUAUGGAGUCCUGGAUAGAGGGUUGAGGUGGUGUCUAAGUAAAGAAGAGGCCAUCUCUUUGGCAAGAGAAGCAGUAUUCAGGGCCACUCACAGGGAUGCAUACUCAGGGAACAACGUGGACCUCUUUCACAUCACAGCUCAGGGAUGGAGCCGAAGAGCGAGAGAGGAUCUGAAAGAGGAAUAUUAUAGAGACAUGAAAAGGAGAGAGAAGGUAGCAGAGGAAAGAAAAAGACUAAUCAAAUAAGCUGCUUCAGGAUAAUGAGGAAAAGUGGUGCUUAUAUGAGGUAAUAUAGAAAUAGUGUAGAAUCAGAUCAUUGUUUGAGUUUAUUUAGCCUACUUUUAACAGCUUUCUAGAAUAGUGUUAGGAUCACAAUUCCUUAAUAGACAUAAAAGUUCAAAUUGUUGUAAUCCUGAGCCGUUAUUUUAGUUUGUCAAA
Labrus mixtus (cuckoo wrasse) is the source of this 1185-nucleotide messenger RNA. RefSeq names its product proteasome 20S subunit beta 11a (gene psmb11a). The coding region runs from base 46 to 993 and encodes 315 amino acids. Gene Ontology annotation, molecular function: threonine-type endopeptidase activity. Gene Ontology annotation, cellular component: proteasome core complex. NCBI's taxonomy places the organism in Eukaryota, Metazoa, Chordata, Actinopteri, Labriformes, Labridae. The record is from RefSeq and is a predicted model, not a curated record. The transcript has a single exon.